AUGCUCGAGUCGCAUCCAGAACCUUUCCAUCAUGCCCAUUCAGACCGCCUCGUGCACCGCUCCGACUCCUCCCGCAGCAGCAACGAUGCCGCCGCGCCGUUAUUCUCGGCACGCGAGUUCCGCAGCGGCAGCGAGGGAAGCGCAAGUCGUGCGAUUAGCGCCGGAUUUCACAUUCGCGGCUGCAGCAGCGGCGGCCACAGCAGCCACGUGGCAGAGCUAGCAGAGGUGUUCGAGCUCAUGGAUCGCGACGGCGAUGGGCGAAUCUCCUGCGACGAGCUCGCGACGCUCCUGCGAACAACCGGCGAGGCAAGCGGGGAGGAAGACACAGAAGCGGCGGUCCGCGCAAUGAUGGCGCAGGCUGACGUGGACGGCGACGGGACCAUCGAUUUCGACGAGUUCGUGCGAGUCAACGCGGUCGCCGCCGCCGACGCCGCCGCAGCCGCGUGCGACCCGGAAAACGCGGAAGCGGCGGCCGCGGUGCAGCAGGAGGAGCUGCGAUCUGUGUUCGCGUUCUUCGACCGCGACGGCGACGGCGUGAUCACCGCUGAGGAGCUGUGUCGCGUGCUGCGCGCGCUGUGGGGCCCCGGCGAGGACGUGACGAUGGAGGAGUGCGAGCGCAUCGUGCGCGCGGCGGACGGCAACGGCGACGGCGUGGUGGACCUGGAGGAGUUCGCGCGCGUCAUGGCGGGAUCCGCGCUCAUCCCCGCGCCCCUGGCGUGGGCCGCGUAG
Messenger RNA from Closterium sp. Yama58-4, 729 nucleotides. NCBI's taxonomy places the organism in Eukaryota, Viridiplantae, Streptophyta, Zygnematophyceae, Desmidiales, Closteriaceae. The record is from the annotation of a GenBank genome assembly.